Molecule: messenger RNA, 2807 nt
Organism: Oncorhynchus tshawytscha (Chinook salmon)
Lineage: Eukaryota; Metazoa; Chordata; Actinopteri; Salmoniformes; Salmonidae
Gene: hirip3
Product: HIRA interacting protein 3
Exons: 8
Coding region: 124-1695 (523 amino acids)
Cellular component (GO): nucleus
Source: RefSeq, a predicted model, not a curated record
GUUGUCUUGAAAUCCACAUGACGACACAAACAGCAAGUAAUACGUAGCUAGUUGCGUCAUUACGCAAUGUUGUGCCAAAUCUGGAGGGAAAAAACAAGCAGCAACGUUUUAUCUGGCUAAUAAAUGAAGUCAGCGGAGGAAACACAGAUUCGGAGGUUCGUUUCUGGACAACUCCGUGAUUGUCCUGACCUAAGCACAUUGACUCUUGGCAUCUUAAGAGGGCGGUAUUUGGCAUGUGUUGGCCGGGACUCACUAAACCAGGAGGACAGACAGUUGAUGAAGAGAGUGGUAGAGGAGGAACUGCUGAGGAUGCAGGUAAAGAUGUUUGACAGUGAUAGCAGUGACAAUGAAGCCAUUAUCCACGUUACCCCGACGCCUCUCCACAACAAACGGAAGAGGGGUAAGGAGGAGGAGAAAGGAGGCAGGACCAAAGCAGAUGGAUCCAAGGCAAAGAGAUCUCGGCUUCAGUCGGCCCAAUCAGAUUCCCCAGAUUCUGGACUCGAGAGAGUGGGAAAUGGAGAAAGGCAGAUGGCGGAAGAAGAGGAGGGGAAGGUCAUGGGAAGUGUUGAGCAAGUUUCCCAAAUCGGCACAAAGAAAAACAAAGGGGGACACAAAGGAGUACACAAUGGUGGGAAGACUGAAACUAGCUCAGAAAGUGAUGUUGAGAUCAAAACGGUGAAUCGGAGGAAGAGCGAACAUGACUCUGAAGUCGAGGAAGAAGAUUUUGAGGAGAACAAAAAGUGGAAACGAGAUGAAACCCACAAACAGGAAAAGGACAAAGUCAAUUCAGAAAGUGACUCUGAAGAGGAUAAAAAAAGAGCGGGAGGAAAAGAAAAUGUGGAUGUGAAAGUGCAGAGUAAGUGUUUGAAAAGGAGGGAGAGUGGAAAUGAGGUAAAGGGAAAACCAUUGCAGAGAAGAGAAAGAGUGCAGGUUGUUGGGAGUGACUCGGAGCACAUUGGAGAGGCUGAAGUAAUGGCGCAGAAAGGGGUGAAAAUACAAAGAAAUGACAACGACGCCAGGUCAGAGAGUGAGGGAGAAAAGAAUGACGGUGCAUCUUCAGAGGAAGCCAGCGGGGGAGAGGAUGAAACCGAAGAAGUGAUGACUAAGACGAAGGAUGAGCCAGCCCAAGACUCUGACUCUGGCUCAUCCCUCCCAUCAUUGGAGGACGAACAGGAAAGUGAGGUCAGGCCAGAACAGGUGAAAAAGAGGAAGUCUGUGGCUAAGCGGCCAAUAAAGGGUGAGAGCGGAUCCAAAGGUGGAAAGGACAACACGGCGGUAGCCAGGCUGAAGCGUUACAUCGCCCUCUGUGGUGUGAGACGGAACUACAAGAAGCUCCUGGAUGGCUGCUGCUCCAUCAAGUCAAAGGUGGCUGUGCUGAAGAGGGAGCUUGAAGAACUGGGUGUCGAAGGCCAGCCUUCUAUAGAGAGGUGUAAGAAAGCCAGACUUAAGAGAGAGGAGGCUCAGGAGUUGGCAGACCUAGAUGUCUGCAACAUCAUAACUACACAAGGUCGUCCAAAGCGGAGAGGGGUGUCCAUAUGGCAGCAACAGUCCUCCCCUCCAUCCUCUGCUUACAAGCGUGUAGUCAACUCAAGCUCAGACAGUGAAGAGGACAGUCACGCAGGCAGGGGGCGCAAGAGAGCCACAGACUGGAGUAAUCUGCAGGGGAUCAUCAGUGAUGACGCAGACAGCAACUGACAGGCUUUGCUCUUCUGGUCAGGAGGAUCAAGUUGCCUCCAGACUAGAAGUCUUCACAGGUCCAAAAAGUUGGACCGGUACCGAAAUGGACCUUGGGCUUCCCCACCCGGACCCGAUAUGCAUAAAACAUUCUAGACCCGUUCCUGGUCGGCUCCACACCCGAUCCGAAUGAGAAAAGCAACAGAAAAGUAUUAUUUUUUUUAAGCUACUUUAUUCUGGAAACGAACCUGACCGGGUAUUUGGGUACAGAUGGGUCCGUGAAGACCUUCACUUUUGCAUUUUCCUCUACACGAUGGAAGCUUAGUUGCUGGUUGUUUUACUGCCCAUUUUAGCUUAAUGUUGUCUGUAUGGUUCUCAGAUACACAUGAUUAAGGCCUAGAUUCAAUCAGACCAGCAAUGGCAAACACUUGCAUAGCAGAUGUUUUGGUGGUGUCAGAGAUGGAACUGUUUGUGCUGUCAAAUCUGUGAGCAGCUGCUGUUGCAGUCAUUGUCACAGCCACUGGUAUUAAAGUUCACAAUGAGGAAGUGUCGGCUAUAUAGAAAUAAUUACACUCAAAUUGAAAAUCAUUAACGAAAUAAUGAGGAUUUCUAUCAUCCUAAUCGAGGUGUAGAUUACUUCACAUUCCAGUGUUCGAACUUGUAAACCAGGCUGAAUGGGAUUUCUGUUAUGAGCGACUCCGUGCAGCCAAUGGCAAAGUCCACAUUAGGUGUAAUGCUUGGAGCCACUUGUGGAUUUGACAGCUUUAAAACAGUUCGACCUCUGACACCACUUGCUUUCUAAAGCGGAUCUGAUUGAAUAGAGCCCUAAAUCAGUUUCUUCCCUCAUUAAAACACUUAGUUGUAUGCUAAACAAACCUUUGCAAUAUAAGCUUUUGCCUUAAUUACUUCAGUGUUGCCAUGUACAAAGAAAAAAGGUAUAUUCUUGUAUAUAGGUACGCAAAUAUUACUUUUCCUUCUAUUGCCGUACAGUUUGAGACCCGUUAGGUUAGCUGUUGAGUCAAGUGUGUGAUUUACAUGACUAUUAGUGCUGUUGUUCCAUUUAGUGCUUCCAUUAGUGCUCUGUUCUGUUCCAUUUAAGUCAUGAUUCAAUAAAGCUUUAGAUUUGUAUAAAU